UCUUUUCCUUAGUAUGCAAGGCUGAGUAGGUUUGUACUGUGAUGCAUGUAGUGAAGAAUAAUAAAGAGAUGAAUAUAGCUUUAUUUCCCCGUUUUUAUUAGUGCAUGUUUGCAACAUGUAUUAAACACAGUCUUCCAAGUUUAGGUAAACUAGAAAAGUUGUCUUCCUUCGGUAUGCUGGCAAAAGUCCAAGGCUGAAAAGCCGCAGGUUUUGAAUUGAGUCUUGGCUCUGCUACUUAUGAAACUGUGGGACCUAAGGCAAAUUGGUUAAUAUGUGUGUAAAUUUCCUCAUUCGUAAACACCUUGCAGCGUUUUGCUGUUAUUAUUUCUUUUUACAGGGUUUCACUAUUCAGUUCAGGCUGGCCUUGAGCUCACAGCGAUCCUCCCGCCUCAGCCUGCAAAGUGCUGGGAUUACAGGUGUGCGCCAUCUCGCCCGGCCCCUCGCAGCGUUUGGAAUACGGUUCGCAAUUAGCAGACAAUGUGCUUGGUGGUCUAGUGGUUGGGAUUCAGUGCUCUCGCAAUAGCAGACAAUGAUCGGCAGUCUAUUAUCCGAACCGCACUCUUCUCAUUCACACCGACGACCUCAAGAAGGCACAAGAGGAAGAAAGGAGAUUCCGUUCCCCCACUACAGUCCAGCACAGUCUAGCGCUCGGAGAGGUUCCAAGCGCGAGGCUGACGUGAGGCUCACCUUCAUGGGCUUCCCGGAGCACGGGCGACCCGGCGAGGAGGAGGGAUUUCCGCCACACGCCGGCCUGGGCCGGAAGCAAGCGGACCCGAGCAGGUUCCCCCGUGGCCGGGAGGAGCGACCGGAAACGCCGCGCAGUGGGACUACGUUUCCCAGAAGCCCACGCGGCAGGGCGCGGGGCGGUGCCGCGGACCGUACUGGACAGGCCUGGUCCCGCCGUACCAAGUUUCAUGCAGGCUCCUGGGGAAGCUGGUGCUGCUGCUGCUGCCUGAUCCCCGCCGACAGCUCUUGGGACCGCGGCCGGCGCCGGCGGCUGGAGAUGGCGGACACGAAAUCCGUGCACGAGACCAGGUUCGAGGCGGCCGUCAAGGUGAUCCAGAGUUUGCCGAAAAAUGGUUCCUUCCAGCCAACACAUGAAAUGAUGCUGAAGUUCUAUAGUUUCUAUAAACAGGCAACUGAAGGACCCUGUAAACUUUCAAGGCCGGGAUUCUGGGAUCCUAUUGGAAGAUAUAAAUGGGAUGCUUGGAGCUCACUGGGUGAUAUGACUAAAGAAGAAGCCAUGAUUGCAUAUGUGGAAGAAAUGAAAAAGAUUAUUGAAACUAUGCCAAUGACUGAGAAAGUUGAAGAAUUGCUACGUGUCAUAGGUCCAUUUUAUGAAAUUGUAGAAGACAAAAAGAGUGGCAGGAGUUCUGACUUAACCUCAGUCCGACUGGAGAAAAUCUCUAAAUAUUUAGAAGAUCUUGGUAAUGUUCUGACUUCUACUCCAAAUGCCAAGACUGUUAAUGGGAAAGCUGAAAGCAGUGAUAGCGGAGCCGAGUCGGAGGAAGAGGAGGCUCAGGAGGAAGGAAAGGGGGCAGAACAAAGUGAUAAUGAUAAGAAAAUGAUGAAGAAAUCAGGAGAGCAUAAGAAUUUGGAAAUCAUUGUCACUAAUGGUUAUGAUAAAGACAGCUUUAUUCAGGAUAUACAAGAUGACAUUCAGGCCACUUCUUCCCUGAAUGGUGGAAGUGCUGAAGAAGGAAAACCUGUAGAGCAAAGCUUGGAGGAAACUGGAAAAACUGCUGUCUGUCUUCACCAAGAUAUAAAUGAUGAUCGUGUUGAAGAUGUUUCAGGGAUUCAGCACUUGACAAGUGAUUCAGACAGUGAAGUUUACUGUGAUUCUAUGGAGCAGUUUGGACAAGAAGAGUCUUCAGACAGUUUUACGUCAAACAAUGGACCAUUUCAGUAUUACGUGAGUGGUGAUCCCAACAUGCCCUUGGAAAAUUCUGGUUUUCCUGAAGAUGUUCAAGUACCACCUGGAAAUGGCAGCAUUGGGACUGUGCAGAUGGUAGCAGUUGAAGGAAAAGGGGAAGUGAAGCAUGGAGGAGAAGAUGGCAGAAGUAACAGUGGUGCACCACACCAUGAGAAGCGAGGUGGAGAGAGUGAGGAGUUCUCCAAUGUCAGAAGAGCGAGAGGGCAUAGGAUGCCACAUCUGAGUGAGGGGACCAAAGGCCGACAAGUGGGAAGUGGGGGUGAUGGUGAGCGCCGGGGCUCAGACAGGGGCUCCCGAGGCAGCCUCAAUGAGCAGAUUGCUCUCGUGCUCAUGCGGUUACAGGAGGACAUGCAGAACGUCCUGCAGAGGCUUCAUAAACUGGAAGCACUAACCGCUUCGCAGGCAAAAUUAUCAGCAUUGCAGCCCAGUAAUCAGUCCUCGCAGAGACCGUCUUGGUGGCCCUUUGAGAUGUCUCCUGGUGCAUUAACUUUUGCUAUUAUAUGGCCUUUUAUUGCCCAAUGGUUGGUGCAUUUAUAUUAUCAAAGAAGGAGAAGAAAACUGAACUGAAGAAAACGAUGUUUUCCUGAAGACUGCUGGGCCUGGAUGACCUCAGAAUGAACUGGAUUUGGAGCUCACAAGAAAAUCUUAAUUACAUUUGUUUUCUGUUGUCCAGUAGUUUCGUUUGUGUACAUAUAUACAUAUAUAUUUUUUGCACUACACAAAUGAUAACAUUUUAAGGACUAAUAUUUCUGAUACUUGAAUAAUCAAUCUCAACUAAAUUAUAAGUAGCAUAUAUAGAUUUACCUUACCCUUGAACUUGAAGGACAUUAAAUUAUUAAUUAUUGUUUGGUAACAUGUUUACCUAAUUAUCUACCAUAGAGAAUUAUAAGCUGCUUUUCCAAGGUACAGUUGUAAUAAUGAGAUCAGAUUUAUAAGUGGAUAUUUUUUAUUUUGUAAAUUGAAUAUGAGAAAGAAUGCAAUCCAAGAUUUAAUUUCAAAUGGGGUUAUAUUGGUUUUAUCAGUCACUGAAUUGCUGUGUCAAGCAGUAGAAAAUUGCUGGAAAAUCUUCUCUGCAUUCACAUUGUGGGCUGCAUAUAAUCUUGGGCAUUCACAAAUCAGUUUAGGCCUCAUUAUUUAACUUUACAGUUCUUUGUACUGGCCUUUGUUUUUAAAAUGAUUCACAGAAUAGACAUAACCUGCUGAUGGCAGUGAUGAAAAAUGGGCUUGACAUAGUUUUAAAAGUGUAUUCUGAGGCUGCAGAUGACUAAUAAGAUUUUAAUUCAGUCAUACAGAUUUAUUCCUUUGUAAUCAUUUUGCUUUAACUGAGGAUAUCUAGUGUCUGCUUCAUAGGGUGCUUUGAAAUAUAAAUGAAAACAUAUUUAUACUGUUUUUAUAAAAGUUAAAAAAAAGGAAACAUGAAAAUCACUUUUCUGCAACUGAUGAAUUGUACAGACUGGACUCUUAACCUCUUAGUGCCUCACUUGUUUCUUUAGGGUAUAAUAUUUAGCUGUACCUACUUACAGGGGUAUUGGAAGGAUUUACAAGCUAAUGGGCCAUCUGCUUCCAUGUGACUAAUGCAUGCCCAACUAAUGGAAAUUUAAUUCCCUGCAUCCCACCUCUCACCUCAAGUAAAAGGAAGACUGUUAUUUAGAUCCUUGAAGACUAUACUUAGAGAGUCAUUCUUCCUGUAUACUUCCCAAAGCUCCUUGCACACUUAGGUAUACCUUGUGCUUUAAAAAUUUCUUUGAUUCAAAAGCUUUGUAGCAAGCCAAGAAUGGAGGAGCAUGCCUGUAAUCCCAGCACUCAGGAGACUGACGCAGGAGGACUGCUGUGAGUUCAAGGCCAGCCUGGACUGCAUAGCCCAGACCCUGCCUCAAAAAAACAAAAAACACCCAAAAACAAAAAACAAAAGAAAAAUUUUGUAGCAAAUAAGUUUUAAGAAUUGUAGGUAUUAUGAUGUUGAUUUAGCUUCAUGUGUUCAAAGUUUAAGUAAGAGGGCCAGGAUUAAUCCAUGUCUAGUAUAACAGGUGGUUCUUCAUUUGCCUAAAGAAAAAGUAUGAGGGUUGGGGGAUUUAGCUCAGCGGCACAGGACCUGCCUGGCAAGCGCAAGGUCGUGAGUUCUAUUCCCGAUACUGGAAAAAGUAUGAGAAUACAAUUUUUUCUUUUUUUCUUUCAUGAAACUUGUUUUAUUUUUUAUUCCCAUCUUAAUUAAAGUGUGUCUGAAAAGAUCUACUAAUAUUUGUUAUAAAAAAAAGUGUUCUCUAUUUAGGAAAAACAUGAAGCAAAUAACUAAAAUUAUAUGUAGAAAUCAAUUUGAGACCUGUGGAUAGGGAUUGUCUUCAAAAACCAGGUAUCAGUUUGGUAUCAGAAUGGUGGUUGUUCUCUUAGUAUAUAAAUAAAUUGCAAGUUAAGAUUGUAAAGAAUUUUGUGAUUAAUUAUAAGCAGUCAGGGGUAGCUAACUCCUAGGGAUAACCCAUUUUUAUCUUACUCCAAAGUCUUAUUUUAUAGUUUGAAAAGCACUUUGCACACAAUUCUUGUAUAUAAAAGUAAAGAUGUAAUUAUAGGGUAUACUGUUCUGCUUUGUUUAACAAGAGCCUCAUUUUGAAUUGACAGCUAUGGUAUUUUUUUAAAUGAUCAAAUUCUUUUCUGUUUAUUGUAAAGCUAAGUUAAAAAUAAAAGGUUAAUGCCAAAUGGUAUGGGUUUUA
Molecule: messenger RNA, 4638 nt
Organism: Chinchilla lanigera (long-tailed chinchilla)
Lineage: Eukaryota; Metazoa; Chordata; Mammalia; Rodentia; Chinchillidae
Gene: Acbd5
Product: acyl-CoA binding domain containing 5
Exons: 14
Coding region: 530-2500 (656 amino acids)
Biological process (GO): fatty acid metabolic process; autophagy of peroxisome
Cellular component (GO): peroxisome
Molecular function (GO): fatty-acyl-CoA binding
Source: RefSeq, a predicted model, not a curated record